CCAAAAAAAGUAAUUUUCAAACCAGAAGAGCUCCACCCACUAAUGAAAUGGAAAUCAAUUGCAAAUAUUGGAGCAGGUUUAUAUAAUAUUGGUAAUACAUGUUUUAUGAACUCUGUUCUCCAAUGCCUUACAUAUUCAUCAGCUUUAGCAAAUUAUAUGAUCUCUGGUGAACAUAGCAAAAAUUGUACCAAUAAAAGUUUUUGUGUUUUCUGUUCUUUAGAAAUUCACAUUAUUGCCAGUCACCAAGCUACUGGUAAAUCUAUAACUCCAUUGGUAAUUGCUAAAAAUAUAGAAAAGGUUGCACCAACAUUUAGAAUUGGUCGUCAAGAAGAUUCCCACGAAUUUUUUUGUUUCGUAAUUGAUUCUCUUCAAAAGGUUUGUCUUGCUAAAUUUCCAAAAGGUUCAAUAAGUCCACGUGAUUCAAUGACAACCGUAAUUGGUUCAAUAUUUGGUGGUUAUCUUAGAAGUCAAGUUAAAUGUACAGUUUGCCAAUAUGAAUCAAAUACAUUCGACGAAUUUAUGGAUUUAUGUGUCGAAAUCAACCAAGCAAACUCCUUAACUAAAGGACUUCAAAAUUUUGUAAAACCAGAAAUCCUUGAUGGCGAAAAUGGCUAUAAAUGUAAAAAAUGUAAAAAGUUGGUUAAAGCAGAAAAAAGUUUACAAAUUGAAAUCUCACCUCCAGUUUUAACAGUUCAAAUUAAACGUUUCUCAUUUUUGAAUUCAUAUGGUGGUAAAGAUAAUAAGCAUAUUCAAUUUUGUCAAACUUUAGACCUUUCACCAUAUAUGACCCAAACAAAUGAUCAUUCAAUCUAUGAUUUAAAUUCAGUAUUGGUUCAUUUAGGUGAUAGCACAAAUUCAGGUCAUUAUUACUGCUAUGUUAAAGGUUCAAAUGGUGUUUGGUAUAAAAUGGAUGAUUCAAUGGUUUCACAAGUUAGUUUACAAACUGUUUUACGUUCAAAGGCCUAUAUGUUAUUCUAUACCAAG
Molecule: messenger RNA, 984 nt
Organism: Dictyostelium purpureum
Lineage: Eukaryota; Evosea; Eumycetozoa; Dictyosteliales; Dictyosteliaceae
Exons: 2
Biological process (GO): protein deubiquitination
Cellular component (GO): nucleus; cytosol
Molecular function (GO): cysteine-type deubiquitinase activity; cysteine-type endopeptidase activity
Source: RefSeq, a predicted model, not a curated record